Molecule: messenger RNA, 520 nt
Organism: Nanorana parkeri
Lineage: Eukaryota; Metazoa; Chordata; Amphibia; Anura; Dicroglossidae
Product: lymphocyte antigen 6 complex locus protein G6d-like
Exons: 3
Coding region: 57-428 (123 amino acids)
Source: RefSeq, a predicted model, not a curated record
CUAUAUAAAGGAGACAAAGAGAGAGUGUGAGGAGGUCAGGGAGGAGAGACAGAGAAAUGAAGAUGUACACAGUGAUGAUAACAGCCGCCCUGCUCUUGCUGAGCUGCCAUAGAGGUCACACCAUUGAGUGCUAUUCCUGUGAUUAUGGACUUUGCUUAGCCCCUUCUAAGGAUUCCUGCAGUUUUGGACAAGUCUGUGGCACAGAAACUGCAAAAGAUAACACUGGAUUUCUCAAUCUGAAGAAGAAAGGAUGUACAAGCCUUUCUGACUGCUUAUCUGAAUCCUCAGUGUCCUAUUUGGGCAUUACUGUGACUACCACACGCUCCUGCUGCAUUACAAGCCUCUGCAAUUCAGCUGCCACCCCAAAGGUGUCCAUAGUCACUGGGGUAGCUGCCAUUGUGGCUUUCCUGUUAACCAAGUUGUUUUAAGCCUGAACCAAGAAGAUGACUAUUUAAAAGGGAUCCUAUCAGGGUGGCUGUUACCGGGAAUUGCUGAGGCUCCCAUCCAGUUACCUUAGAUG